AUGAAAUCAGUUACAAUCAUACUUUUUGCUUUACUCCUGCACAGAACGCAGUUAGGCUUUGCAUUAAAAGAAAUGAAUCUCAUACCGGAUUUGGAUAAAGUGUCACAUUUAGGUUUCCUGCUCUCCGAGAUUUUGCUUACAGUACGUCUGCACCGUUGUCUCGCUAUCAUAACUGAUGACAACUAUCAUACAACGUAUAAUCAAGACUUCUUUCGAGCGUCAUCACUCUACUGGCCAUAUUUCUAUAUUAAAGUGGCCGAAAGUGAAGAUCUCAUGUCACCUAAUUAUCAAAUGUUACAAGUCGUUAAGCUUAUGAGAUUAUACUAUUGUGACAUCUAUUUGGUAACGUUGCUAAAUGGGCACCAAGCAAAGCGUUUUUUCCAGUUCAUAUAUAAGCACAAAUUCUUCACUGCACAACAGAGCUUUAUAGUGUUACACGAUGAUAGGCUUUUUGUACCAGAUAUGUACCAUAUUUGGAGCAGCGCGAUUUCAACAGUCUUUAUAAAGACAAACAAGAGUGAUUGUUGUUCUUUCCUGAUUUCCACAAUUUCCCCUCCAACAUAUUUGCAAGGAUUGACAGUAACCACCGAUUUUAUCACAUGGAAUAGAAAAACAAGACUAAAAAAUCACCAAUUGUUUUGGGACAAGUGCACUAAUUUGAAUGGAAAACUGGUACCCAUAAUUGUGUCGAAACAUUUACCAAUGACAAUGGCUAAUGCGGACAACAGUAAUUAUAUAGGCCUAGAGGUGGAAAUAAUAAAAACACUCGCAGAAGGGCUUAAUUUUACUCCACUGUUUUAUGCAAAUGAAGAUAAUGGUAGUAACCGUUGGGGACGAAAAUUAAUUAAUGGCAGUUACAAUGGAUUACUUGGAGAAAUGAUGAAAAAUAAAGCACAGUUUGCUAUUGGAGACCUACACAUGUACACGUUUUAUAAUGAUAUAUUGGAUUUUAGUUGGCCCUAUAAUCACGAAUGCCUGACUUUUCUUACACCAGAAUCAUCACAGGAUAACUCAUGGAAAACACUCAUACAACCUUUUAGUGCUGAAAUGUGGACUGGAGUACUGCUUUCAUUGUUACUAGUGGGCUCCAUAUUUUAUGCUAUAUCCUAUAUACACUCCCAUAUGGUUUUAAUGCUUACAUCGACUCAAGUACUUGAAGUGAGGAAAAAACGCAAAAACUCACUGAAAGCUUUGAUGAACUCACACGGCUUACACGAUGUCAACUUCCGAAAAUAUAUAAAUCAUAUGCCCCUGAUUCAACCACAGCAGAAAGAUAUAUUUGAUAAUAUCGCCGAUUGCAUUCUCUUCACAUCUAGUAUGCUAAUGUAUGUAGCCCUUCCGCGAAUGCCCAGAAAUUGGCCACUUAGAGUGCUUACGGGUUGGUAUUGGCUCUAUUGCAUUUUGAUAACAGCGACUUAUAGAGCAAGUUUCACCGCCAUUUUAGCUAAUCCUCCGCCCCGCAUUACUAUCGAUACACUACAGCAAUUAGUUCAGAGCCGCAUCACCGUGGCUGUAGGAGAAAAGGAAAAUGAGCGUUUUUUCAAUGAGGCCUUCGAUGAAGAGGCACAAAAAAUUGCUACUAAAAUGGACGUCAUUGAUAACAUAGAUGGAUUGACGCAACGGAUUGCUAUGGGUGAUUAUGCUUAUUACGAUAACGAAUAUUUUUUAAGGCACAUACGUCUUAUGGGUGGAGACAGGCAAAAUCAAGUGCUUCACAUUAUGGGUGAUUGUAUAGUUCAUCUUCCGGUCGCAAUUGGCAUGACGAAAAAUUCACCAUUCAAACCAAAUGUUGAUAAAUAUUUGAAAAGAUUCAUUGAAUCAGGACUCACCAACAAGUGGUUGAAGGAUAUUACAAAAAAUUUACCAUCAGAAGAAGAAACCCCACAGGAGGCAUUUAUGGAUAUGACUAAGUUUAUUAGUUCUUUCGGUGCGCUUGGAAUCGGUUAUUUAUUCUCUUUCUGUGCCAUUGGUGGUGAGAAACUAUAUUUUAAAUAUAUCGUAGAAAGACAUCCAGCAUACGACGUAUACAAUCCAAGUCUUUACUAUAAAUUUACUCGCAGAUAUCAUUAACAUAUA
Molecule: messenger RNA, 2076 nt
Organism: Teleopsis dalmanni
Lineage: Eukaryota; Metazoa; Arthropoda; Insecta; Diptera; Diopsidae
Gene: Ir68a
Product: glutamate receptor ionotropic, delta-2
Exons: 9
Coding region: 1-2070 (689 amino acids)
Cellular component (GO): membrane
Molecular function (GO): glutamate-gated receptor activity
Source: RefSeq, a predicted model, not a curated record